Molecule: messenger RNA, 894 nt
Organism: Cotesia congregata
Lineage: Eukaryota; Metazoa; Arthropoda; Insecta; Hymenoptera; Braconidae
Source: the annotation of a GenBank genome assembly
AUGCUUCGUCAGGCGAGUAAUUUGGUCUCGUUGACUGCGCCAGCAGUUCAACAACAGCAUCAACGUGGUAUGGCAACUUUGAAAUCUAUUUCCAUUCGUCUUAAGUCGGUAAAAAACAUCCAGAAAAUCACUCAGUCCAUGAAGAUGGUGUCAGCAGCUAAAUACAAUCAUGCUGAACGUGAUUUGAAACAAGCAAGACCUCUAGGUCAAGGAACUAAAAUCUUCUAUGAGCAAGCUGAAAUUCAAGCACCUGAAUCAGAACCUAAACAAUUGGUAAUUGCUGUCACAAGUGAUCGAGGUUUGUGUGGUGCUGUACACAGCGGUGUGUCACGUAAUAUUCGUGAUAAAUUAUUAGCUGACUCAAAUCUCCGUGAGAAUACUAAAAUAAUAUGCAUUGGUGACAAAUCACGAGCAAUUUUGUCACGGCUAUUUGCUAAAAAUAUUCUCUUUGUCGCAAGUGAAGUUGGCCGUAAGCCUCCAACUUUUACUGAUGCCUCCAAAGUAGCAAAUAUGGUCAUGAAUUCCGGGUACACCUUUGGAUCUGGACGCAUAGUUUACAACAAAUUUAGGUCAGUAGUUUCAUACGCUGUCGAUCAAUUACCCCUGUUCGACAAAUCUGCUGUAACGAGUGCUCCAAAAUUAUGUGUCUACGAUUCUCUCGAUGAGGAUGUAAUCCAAAGCUAUUUGGAAUUUUCUCUUGCCUCAUUGCUAUUCUACGCGAUGAAAGAAGGUGCAUGCAGCGAACAAUCCAGCAGAAUGACUGCUAUGGAUAACGCCAGUAAAAAUGCUGGUGAAAUGAUUGAUAAACUUACUUUAACAUUCAAUCGUACUCGCCAAGCUGUUAUUACUAGAGAACUUAUUGAAAUUAUUUCUGGAGCUGCCGCUUUGGAAUAA